AUGAGAGAAUAUGUUUCUACGAUUCCAUUCCCUCAAAGGUUGAAGAAGAAAGAUCAGGAGAAAAAAAUUGCAAGAUUUCUUGAUGUCUUUAAGAAGCUCUACAUUAAUAUUCCAUUUGUGGAGGCCUUAGAGCAAAUGCCUAGCUAUGCAAAAUUUAUGAAGGACUUGUUGUCUAGAAAGAGGAAGUUGCAAGAAGAUGAAACCAUAAUACUCACAGAGAAGUGCAGUGCAAUAAUUCAAAAAAAAUUACCUCCCAAGUUGAAGGAUCCAGGAAGCUUUGUGAUUCCAUGUGAGAUUAGAAAUAUAAUGCACAAGGUGGACAAGGAGGAUUGUUUCCGACUUGAGUCUUUAGUGUUAAAGGAAAUGGAUAAUCAUGGGAGGAAGAGUCCAUUAGAGCGCACCUUGUUGUCAGGAAUGGACGCAAAGGAGUUACUUGAAGAAGUGAGUGAUGAAGAAGUGGUGCAAUGUGCCCAUCAAUUAGAAGUUCUCAAGCCUUUAUUCAGUUCUACCAGAAGAGUAGAAGACCUUAACAAGAGUGAAGGUGGAGGAGACGAGACAUCCAAGGUAGAAUUGAAACCACUUCCUUCUCGCCUUAAAUACAGUUUCUUAGAUGAGACAAUGCUCAAUCCUAUCAUUAUAAACAAUGAACUUACCGUUGUUGAGGAAGAGGAGCUUGUAAAGGUGUUGAGGGAGCACAAAUCCGCUAUAGGUUGGCCAAUUGAUGAUUUACAAGUGGAUUAUGUGUCAAAGUGGGUGGAGACUAGGGCAUUACCAUCAAAUUAUGCUCAAGUGAAAUUUGCAGCACUUUUGGGGAAAUAUGGUGUCAACCACAAGAUCGCUACUCCUUACCAUCCACAAACUAGUGGGCAAGUGGAAAUUUCCAAUAGGGAAUUGAAGAGAAUUUUAGAGAAAGUUGUGAGCUCAUCCAGGAAAGAUUGGUCUAGGAAACUAGAUGAUGUACUUUGGGCUUACCGUACAACUUUUAAAACUCCUAUUUGA
Molecule: messenger RNA, 999 nt
Organism: Vigna unguiculata (cowpea)
Lineage: Eukaryota; Viridiplantae; Streptophyta; Magnoliopsida; Fabales; Fabaceae
Source: RefSeq, a predicted model, not a curated record